Messenger RNA from Tachyglossus aculeatus (Australian echidna), 777 nucleotides. RefSeq names its product serine protease 57 (gene PRSS57). Gene Ontology annotation, molecular function: serine-type endopeptidase activity. Bases 1 to 777 code for a protein of 258 amino acids. The transcript has 5 exons. NCBI's taxonomy places the organism in Eukaryota, Metazoa, Chordata, Mammalia, Monotremata, Tachyglossidae. Gene Ontology annotation, biological process: proteolysis. The record is from RefSeq and is a predicted model, not a curated record.
AUGCACGAUUGCAGUGCUCUGACCCUCCUGAUCCUGGGGACUCUGGCCCACCCAGUAUAUCCAGGACCUCUGCAGGGCACGAUUGUUGGGGGGAAAGAGGUGAAGCCCCACUCUCGGCCCUAUAUGGCUUCUCUCCAGUUUGGAGGCCAUCAUCUAUGUGGGGGUACCCUGAUCCGCCCCCAGUGGGUACUGACCGCUGCCCACUGUGAGCUCAAAGAGAACCUUCCUGCCUACCGGGUGGUCCUGGGGGGUCACUGUCUCCAGCACUCCGAGCCCUCGCAGCAGGUCUUCUCCAUUCAGCAAGCAAUCCCAUACCCACUCUACAAUGCCCGCACCGACGUCAAUGACAUCCAGCUACUCAAACUGAAUGGCAGCGCCGUCCUGAACAAGUUCGUGAAGCUGGCUCGGCUGCCUCGCCGGAACAGUGACCUGCCCCCACAGACGCGGUGCCGGGUGAUGGGCUGGGGGGAUGUCACGGGCCUCCAGGUCCUGCCCCAGGGCCUGAUGGAGACCAACGGCACCGUGGUGUCCCGCACGACCUGCAACAUCACCUGGAAAGGGGCCAUCACCCAGGACAUGAUCUGCGUGACCGGCCCCCACAACAGUGUGGAGGGAGUCUGUGGGGGGGACUCAGGUGGGCCGCUCUUCCACAAGAGGAGGAUCCAAGGCGUCGUGUCCUUUUCAUCCCCGCGGUGCGGGGAUCCCCGUUACCCAGACGUCUACGCCCGGGUCUCCACCUUCGUGUCCUGGAUUCAAGACGUCCUGCAGCAUUACUGA